Messenger RNA from Fusarium odoratissimum NRRL 54006, 4654 nucleotides. RefSeq lists its product as uncharacterized. Bases 1853 to 4243 code for a protein of 796 amino acids. Gene Ontology annotation, molecular function: protein binding. The record is from RefSeq and is a predicted model, not a curated record. NCBI's taxonomy places the organism in Eukaryota, Fungi, Ascomycota, Sordariomycetes, Hypocreales, Nectriaceae. The transcript has 2 exons.
CAUUUAGACUCCAUCUCAUCCAUUCUAACCCCAGAAGAUCCAGCCGAUAUCCGGUAAAGGUGUGAUACAAUCCUACAAGUUGCACCUCUUUCCCCCUUAUUUCCUGUAAAUUCACUGAAGAGCCACAGCACAGCCCGCCCAUACUAAAUUCGGUGCUUACCUAUUUCUCACAGAGCCGGGGGCCUGACCUGAGUGUCCAGCACGGUAACGAGCUGCAGCUACACAUCAGCUGCUCAUACAAUUGUCAACCUUUUUGUCAUCCAGAGUCGCAGCUCUGCGCGCGUGGGCAUCAGCUCUCCCUUUUCCAACAUCUCAUUCGUAGCUUCCUACCAGCACAUUUCGACACCCCUUUUACUCCUUUUUCUUUCACUAUUAUAUCACGCGCCAAAAAAAGAAGCCCAUCGAGCUUCUCUUACACACUAACACCGUUUGGCUUUCGACCCCACUACACUGUACUGUAAGUAGCUGGAAGCACCUAGUGGCCGCUGUCUGGUUGCUGUGCAGCGCUGUCCCCAGCGCACUACAGCGCCUGCCUGGCUGUCGCAUUCGCCCGAUGGGUCGUUUUCGCUUAAGUCCUUCAUGUCAUGGCUGUCCGUCUCAUAUAACCAUUGCAAAAAUCGCUGGUUGCCCUGCUACACUUUGAGCACCUGAUUCUGAUUCUGUUGAGCUCUGUAUUACAAAAUACAAUACAUGCAUUCUUGCUUGGUUGCUUGCAUCUGAACAGCCUUACCUCCUUUCUAUCUCUCCCUUGAGCAACAUCCCUCCUGUCAUCAUCCAUUAUUCACCCUACCAAUACCUGUCUGACACGCCUGGAAUUAGACCCUCACUCAGCUGGAGACUAACCAACAUCACUUGCAUAUUAGUCCAGUCGGAGCGGAAUAUGAAAUAAGGAGACAGCAUUCACCGACGGUCUAUUGACUAAACACCAGCCAGUCGGCAUUCAUUUCACUGUCAGAGGUACACAGCUACAGUACAUCGAGCCCGUACGAAAGGAUCUGCCUUGAGCCAAGCCUCCCAGCCUCACGUCUCGUUCCCUCUCGCUCGCUCGCUCUCGGACCCUUCGGAUUGGACUUCAGAAGCUCGUUACCCCCGGUCUCCGCCACGCCCGCCCACUUCUCAGUGCUCACCCCCCCACGAGUCUCCGAGUCCGUCAGCCAAGGCCACACUCUCUCGUUUUGAUCGGGUCGGGGACUGGACUCCCACAAGUUGCGCGAGGCCGACCGCCCGCGCAAUCCGGUCUAUCUCGUUCAAAAUUCUUUAGGGACUGGUUGCCCAUCAAGUAUGGAAGAUGUCCGCCUCCAAUUCUUCGCCUGCUGUCCGGGGCGAACGUGGUUUGUAUAGACGACGCGAUUCUGCCCUUUCCAGCCUUCCCGAGUCUGAGCCUCAACGCCGCCAGAGCCUCGCUGCUCGUUCUGAUUCUCAGGGUGCUGGUGCUUCCCUGGACCUCCCAUCGAGCAGGCUCUCGACUACACAACCAUCUGUGUCAGGCUCUCAGAAUGCAAAAGAAACAAAGGACUGGAAACCUCCCUUCAAGUCGAGUUCUCCCAGUCCUCCCCCAAACGCUGGGCUUGACCCUUUGAGUACGGUAAGUAUUUGCGACUAGUUGACUCAAGGGCAACGAGGUAUACUUGGACCGCAACUAACAUGUGAUGUUUAGCAAAUCUACUUGCGUACCAACAGUAACACCGCGGAGCCUACCAUUGCACAACGAAUUCUAAACCAGGGUCGUUCCGACAGCCCUGCUGCAGACAACCUACAAAGACAAAGCUCCGAACUUAGCAAGUCGCCAAACACUACCCAGGAUUCUAGCAAGGAUCGGAGGAAAGGAGUUUCUUUCCUGAGUCGACUGGGAAUGCGCGGAAGUUGGAGGAAAGAUGAUGACAUGCAGGAAUCCGACUCCGAACUGGGUGAACUGCGAACCGAUGGCACCUACGCACGAGCUCUCACAUCCGUCAUCGGUGCAGGUGGAGGAUACAUACCUCUUCAUAAAGAACCUCCACGAUAUAUCCGAGUCAAGGCGCAUAACAAGAAGGAUAGAGACUAUAACCACCUAUUCCUCGCACAAGAACUUACCGCCUCAGAACACAAACAUACACACGGCCGAGCGGUAGCAACGGCAGUUGGAAGCAAGAUCCUUAGGGGUGGUGAUGCUAUCUGGGCAGCCGAAUUCAGCUUGGAUGGACGAUACUUGGCCGUCGCAGGAAAGGAUCAGAUCGUACGAGUGUUUGCUGUGAUAUCUACGCCGGAGGAACGCAAAGCACACGAGGAAGAGGAGGCACAAAAUGGUACUCAUGGCGAGAAGCUUAGUGCUCCUGUCUUCCGCACAAAGCCUGUGCGAGAAUUCAAGGAACACACUGGCGAGGUGCUUGCCUUAAGCUGGAGCAAGAACAACUUUUUGCUAUCCUCUUCCAUGGACAAGACCGUAAAGUUAUGGCAUAUGAGCAGGAGUGAUUGCUUGUGUACUUUUGUGCACAAGGAUCUGGUCACAUCGAUCGCCUUCCACCCUACAGACGAUCGAUUCUUUCUCGCAGGAUCACUGGAUGCGCAACUACGAUUAUGGAGCAUUCCGGACAAGAACGUCGCUUUCCAAGCACCUGUGGGUGAAUUCAUUACUGCGGUAGCAUUUUCCCCCGACGGAAAUAUUGCUAUAUGUGGUGUGCUGAGUGGUCUAUGUACUUUCUACGCUACCGAGGGCUUGAAGCUCAAGUACCAAAUUCAUGUCCGCUCAUCAAGGGGCAAAAAUGCCAAAGGAAGCAAAAUCACUGGCAUUCGAACUAUGACGAUACCGUCAGGACCCGAAGCUGGGACGGUCAAGGUCCUGGUUACUUCAAACGACUCUCGAGUUCGAGUGUAUAACCUAAACGAUAAAGUGAUCCAGGUUAAGUACAAGGGACUAGAAAACCAGUCAAGCCAAAUUAAUGCACGCUUCAGCGACGAUGGCAGCUAUAUUAUCUGCGGCAGCGAGGAUCGGAAGGCCUACAUCUGGAAGCUCGGUGGCCAAGACGAGAUCAAGGACAAGCAGCCAUACGAAACAUUCGAUGCUCACCCCGAGGUCGUCACCACGGCUUUGAUGGCUCCGUCAAAGAGUCGGCAGCUAUUGAGUGCUUCUGGGGAUCCUAUCUAUGACUUGUGCAACCCGCCACCCGUGAUGCUGCGAAGCCUCGAAGAAAGCACGCCAAGCCAUUCGGCUUUGUCAGACGAAGACCACGGCGACUCGCUUCACAGCAACAAAAAGCCCGAAGAAACACCAGCAUACAUCGAGCGCUCAAGGCAUCUGGACGGAAAUAUCAUCAUCACCACUGAUAGAACUGGAAAGAUCAAGGUUUUCAGACAGGACUGUGCCCAUAAGAAGCGCCAGCAAGGACUCUGGGAGUCAGGUUCUCGAUUGGGCAACCGUCUCUCUGGUGUCGGUAGGAGUGGCAGUGUCAUGACGAGAACGAGUGCGAGCAGUCGUGUGCAAUCGAGACGUGGAUCACUUAACAUUCCUGGUCCCAAUCCGAUCCAACUCCAGCAUGCUUCUGACAGAAUUAACAGCUGGCGUCAGGAUAUCGAUGGAGGAAGACCCAGCAUGAACAAUACACCAGCUCGAAGCGAGCGAUCUAUGUCUCCUACCAAACCGGGACAGUCACCGACCAACUCAGCGGCCAACCUGGCACCAGAAUCUCGAAGGAAGCCCUUACCGACGAGUCCGAUCAGCCGCCCAACUCCUACAAGUCCUACCGGCAGUGGUCUAUCUAACCGCACCACAGUCAGAGCUUCACAUGACCGGGAGAGAAACGGCAUCACAAGCCCACCAACCCCAAGUUUCAGCCUGAUCAGUGCCUCUGAUUCUGAGGGUGUUAACGACAAGGAGGGCAGUUUCUGGAAUUUGAGCAGAUGGAGAAGUUCACGUCAAAGCCUCCGCUACUCGUCGGCGUUGAACUCACCUACAAGCCCCAACGGAUCGCCAAACCCCGGUCAUAGUCGCUCUGGAAGCCAGUUUCUCAGCGUUAGAGAGAGAUCCUCGCCAAGAAUGAGUCUGGGUGUUGACGAGCUGAAGCCACCUCGCCAAGAUGUUGCAAACCGGCGCAGAUCAGCAGGACCAAGGUUGACAUCGAGGCUUUCGGUUCAAGGUGAUCAGAAGAAUGGUUUCGAGGAUCAAAUCGAAACACAUGAGGAAAUCACACCAAGUAAGAAACGAGUGGAUUCUGGCGUCGGCCGCAUUAGUGAUGAGUCGGCGGAUUCAGUUGUUCAAUCUUACUGAGAUACGACAUGGGAAUGAUAUAUCUCAGCAGCAUUUGUUGGAGUUGGCGUUUGUUUUGCUUAUAGGGGCUUGAUCGUAUACCACUUGGAAAGGCGUCUGAUAGGGUGUUUACACAUCGAACCCUGUACAAUAACUUACUUGACUUUUUCUUGUGUCAAAGAGGAUAGGGAAUCUUCCAGGGGGAGGUUCGAAAAGGGGGCUCAAGAGAAGAUUCCAGAGAAGUAAGAGGAGUUUGACGAUGGCAUGAGUUCUGGAAUCCUUAGCAUUGCGAGAUAUGAAGUCUCGGAUUACACGGCCAACAAUGAGCCACAGCGAACAUUUACUUGAUGUCACCGUACGUAUAUACAAUUUACCUCUAGAGGUAACAAAAAAAAAGAAUUACAAAUAUUUCACAAAGAGACAAGAAUUGCG